Molecule: messenger RNA, 1404 nt
Organism: Phyllostomus hastatus (greater spear-nosed bat)
Lineage: Eukaryota; Metazoa; Chordata; Mammalia; Chiroptera; Phyllostomidae
Product: putative tripartite motif-containing protein 75
Exons: 1
Coding region: 1-1404 (467 amino acids)
Molecular function (GO): protein binding; zinc ion binding
Source: RefSeq, a predicted model, not a curated record
AUGGCAGUUGAAGCAGCUCUGGCAGGACUCCAGGCAGAAGUCAACUGUCCCAUCUGUCUGGAUAACCUGAGAGACCCUGUCACCAUCGAAUGUGGCCACAACUUCUGUCGCUCCUGCAUCCAGCAGUCCUGGGCUGAUCUGCAGGACAGACUGCCUUGCCCUGUGUGCCGUCAUCUGUGCCAAGAGAGACACUUGAGGAGCAACACCCAGCUGGGAAGGAUGAUUGACACUGCCAAGCUCCUCCAGAUCAGCAGGAGCAAGAAGCGUAAGGAAGAGAGGCACCUGUGUGAGAAGCACAACCAGGUCCUGACCCUGUUCUGUGAGGAGGACCUAGAGGUGUUGUGUCCCCUGUGCACUCAGCCCCCCGACCAUCAGGGCCACCAGGUGAGGCCCAUGGAGGAGGCUGCUGCCCAUCACAGGCAAAGGCUCAGCAGUUACAUUGAGCCCCUCAAGAAGCAGAUGGCAGACGUUCAGAAAUUAAUGAGCAUCCAAAACAAAAAAACCUUAGAACUGAGAGAGAAGGUGGAAAACCAAAGGCUGGAAUUACUCUCUGAAUUUGAGCACCUGCGGCAGUUUUUAGAACAUGAUCAAGAAGCAGUUCUUUCAAGAUUAGCUGAUGAAGAAAAGGCUAUUCAAAGGAAACUCAGUGCUAAUAUAACUGCAUUCUCCGAGUACAAUUCCACACUCAAACAUCUACUGAGUAAGCUUACACAGAGCAGUGUGCUGCCCGAAGUGGAACUGCUAUUAGAAAUUAAAAAUUUCUACAAGAACUCCGAGGAGUACAGUCCAUCAGUCUUUUCAGUUCAGUUAAGGAAGGAAGGCUGCAGUUUUCCUUUCCAGUAUUCUGCUCUGCAGAAAAUUGUGCAGAAAUUUAGAGUGGAUGUUAUCCUGGACCCUGAAACGGCACACCCUAACUUGAUUGUCUCUGAGGAUAAAAAAUGUGUGAGAUACACAAAGAAAAAACAAAACGUUCCAGAUUUUCCAAAAAGAUUUACAGUCAACACAGUUGUCCUGGGUUUUCCAUUUUUUCACUCUGGCAGGCAUUUCUGGGAAGUAGAAGUGGGAGACAAAUGCAAAUGGGCUGUUGGGGUUUGCAAAGACUCUCUUUCUACAAAGGCGAGGAGAAGCCCAUCGGCCUGUCAGGGAUGCUGGAGCAUUCGGCGGCAGGGAGACAGCUAUGAUGCCCCAGGAGCUGGCAGACCCCCUCUUUUGUCGGAAGUGAAACUCACAGGCAUUGGCAUCUUCCUGGACUGUGAGAUGGGUGAGGUCUCAUUUUACAACAUGACUGACAAGUCCCAUAUCUGUACUUUCACGGACACUUUUAAUAGACCUCUUAGGCCUUAUUUCUUUGUGGGGCAUGAUUCAGAUCAUCUUAGAAUCUGUACAGGAAUAGAUAGUGAAUGA